Messenger RNA from Ziziphus jujuba (common jujube), 2062 nucleotides. RefSeq names its product biotin carboxylase 2, chloroplastic. Lineage: Eukaryota; Viridiplantae; Streptophyta; Magnoliopsida; Rosales; Rhamnaceae. The record is from RefSeq and is a predicted model, not a curated record. Bases 269 to 1870 code for a protein of 533 amino acids. The transcript is spliced from 16 exons. Gene Ontology annotation, molecular function: metal ion binding; ATP binding; ligase activity.
AGAAAAAUGGAAAAACUUAACGAACUGUGAGUGAGGGAAAAGACUAGGAGCCAGCUCUGAGGUCCCAAACAUUUAGGCGGAGCUUUCAAUCACACAGCGACUCUCACUCUCCUCGUUUUCAUCGAACUUUUCUAUUCCCAUCUCCUUCAUAUCCCCCAACACAUUCUUUCUUCUUCCUCCCUCUUUACUCACACACUUUCUCUCUGAUUUGGUCCCAAAACUUCGUUAUCCUUCACUUGUGCAGGCUUUCCUUUAUUGUUUUCUCGAUAUGGACGCCACAAUGCACAUGUGCAAAUCUGCUACUUCGCCACCUGGAUUGUUUUUGUGGAGAAGUCAAGGAAUCAGGAGCUCUCAAUGUAGCUUUAUGGUGGGAAGUAAAGUGAACUUUCCCAGGCAAAGAGCUCAAGGUGUUAGAGUUAGUUAUAAAUCUAAGAAGCAAGGAGGAGCUCUCAAUGUUACUUGUCUUGAGGAUAAAAUUCUGGUGGCAAAUAGAGGAGAAAUAGCUGUUCGCGUUAUUAGAACUGCGCAUGAGAUGGGGAUACCUUGUGUUGCUGUUUACUCCACCAUAGAUAAGGAUGCCCUUCAUGUGAAACUGGCUGAUGAAGCGGUUUGCAUUGGUGAAGCACCAAGCAAUCAAUCGUAUUUAGUGAUUCCAAAUGUUCUAUCUGCUGCCAUCAGCCGUGGAUGUACAAUGCUGCAUCCUGGAUAUGGUUUCCUUUCUGAGAAUGCAGUAUUUGUUGAAAUGUGCAGAGAACAUGGAAUCAACUUUAUUGGGCCUAAUCCUGAAAGUAUCCGUGUAAUGGGUGACAAAUCAACUGCCAGAGACACGAUGAAGAAAGCAGGUGUUCCAACUGUCCCAGGAAGUGAGGGAUUACUUCAGAGCACAGAGGAAGCAGUUAAACUUGCAAACGAGAUUGGAUUUCCUGUAAUGAUCAAGGCAACAGCAGGUGGUGGAGGACGUGGUAUGCGACUCGCUAAAGAACCUGAGGAGUUUGUAAAGUUGUUACAGCAAGCUAAGAGUGAGGCUGCAGCUGCAUUCGGGAAUGAUGGAGUUUAUUUGGAAAAGUACGUCCAAAACCCAAGGCACGUUGAAUUCCAGGUUCUUGCAGAUAAAUAUGGGAAUGUGGUUCACUUUGGAGAACGUGAUUGCAGCAUUCAGAGAAGGAACCAAAAGUUGCUGGAAGAAGCACCAUCUCCGGCAUUGACCCCGGAGUUGAGGAAAGCUAUGGGGGAUGCAGCAGUUGCAGCUGCAGCAUCUAUUGGGUAUGUUGGGGUUGGAACGGUGGAGUUCCUUUUGGACGAAAGAGGGUCCUUCUACUUCAUGGAAAUGAACACUCGGAUUCAGGUGGAGCAUCCGGUGACAGAGAUGAUAUCAUCGGUGGACCUGAUAGAGGAACAGAUAAGAGUGGCGAUGGGAGAAAAGCUUCGCUACAAACAGGAAGAUAUUGUGCUCCGAGGACAUUCCAUUGAAUGCCGUAUCAAUGCCGAAGAUGCUUUUAAAGGAUUCCGACCUGGCCCAGGAAGAAUAACAGCAUACUUGCCAUCUGGAGGUCCAUUUGUUAGAAUGGAUAGCCAUGUUUAUCCUGAUUAUGUAGUUCCUCCAAGCUAUGAUUCCCUUCUUGGAAAGCUUAUUGUAUGGGCACCUACAAGGGAAAAGGCAAUUGAUCGCAUGAAAAGGGCUCUUGAUGACACCAUUAUUACAGGGGUUCCUACAACCAUAGAAUACCACAAACUCAUCCUGGAUAUAGAGGAUUUCAGGAAUGGCAAGGUUGAUACUGCAUUUAUUCCGAAACACGAGGACGAGUUAGUUCCGCCCCAGGGCAUAGUGCCGGCAAGUUCAGCAAAAGAACUAGCUAAAGCUGCCGCUUAGAGAUGGAAUAUUAGUAACCGCAAGAGUAAAUGAGUUUUAGCUUCAUAAAAAGCGUUUCUUUAUUGUAUUUUUUGUUGUAUUAAUUUAUGGCUUUGCCUAUAUUAAUAUUACUACCACUGGCCGAUUUAAGUAGGGAUUUGGUUUGCAAUUUUGAUAAAAUUAUUUGGUGGGUGCCACUAUCUUUUCCUUUUA